This is a messenger RNA of Thecamonas trahens ATCC 50062, 1695 nucleotides long. RefSeq lists its product as uncharacterized. The record is from RefSeq and is a predicted model, not a curated record. Lineage: Eukaryota; Apusomonadida; Apusomonadidae. The coding region runs from base 1 to 1695 and encodes 564 amino acids. The transcript has 2 exons.
AUGAUCGUAACCCGGCGCGUGGUUGGCAUUGCAUGCCUGGCCGUGCUCGUGGCUGUGUUGGCAGCAGGCCCCGCCCAUGGAGCACUGAGCGACGGCAUGGAGUGCCAGCGGGUGAACGAGUUGCUCGACAUCAAGGUGUACUGGAACAAAACGUCCGCCACGACAGUCGACCUUGCUAUCUCGGCACCCAUUGACGCCGGCUGGCUUGGUCUCGCCCGCUUUUCAGGCGGAACCAUGUCGGGUGGCGAUUUUGCCUUUGCUUUUCUCGACGGCACAACGCCCAAGGUGCUGGACGGCUUCCGCUCGGCAGCCGGCAACGAGGUCAUCUCGAUCGACUCAACCAACUCACUGACCAACCGCGCGGUCGAGCGCGUCGGCGGCGUGCUCACGGCUCGAUGGACCAAGGCGCUCGAUGCACCUGCCGACAGUGAGGAUUUGACGUGGGCCGGGACCGGCUCCAACGCCAUGGCCUUUGCCAUGAGCACGUCGAACCCAUCGGAUCCGCCGGUUUCAAGCGACUUUCAUUCUGGCGCCUACAACAAGUUCUCAAUCGACUUCACCACGACGGCAGUGUGCACGCCACCGCCGCCGCCGGCCGCGCCGCCUCCACCGUCGUCCGCCGCCGUCGACCUUACCGACGCCUUUACUUAUGCCGACGGCGAUUUUGUGAUGAAGUUCAAGGUUGAUACGGUCCGCAAUGUCAUCUCCAUGUCGCUGUCCAAGUCCGGCACCGCCGGCUGGGUUGCUGUCUGCUUCACCACUCGCCCCGGCCUCAUGGGCCCCGGCGAUGUGCUGAUGGCGUACGCGUCGACUGCCGCCAGCGGCGGCUACAUCGUCUCCGACCGGCAGAACCCAUCCGGCCGCGCCGCACCCGCCGCUGACGCCCAGCAGGACGCCCAGGCCGUGGCCGGCGCCGAAGUCGGCGGGCGAAUGACCGUCGAGUUUGUGCGGGCGCUCAACACGAACGAGGCCGGCGACGCCGUCAUCACCAACUCAGACAUCAACAUUGUGUGGGCCAUCGGGUCGGCGACGCCCGGUGGUGGCGCAGGUACCGCCCUCUCGCUGCCGUCCAAGCACGCGUCGACGUCGACGUCCGAGAUCAAGAUCAACUUCUUCACCGGCAAGGUGACCGAGGACAAUCUCCGUGAGCGCAUCAUCAAGGCCCACGCCUGGCUCAUGAUCCUUGCCUGGAUCUUUAUGAUCCCCGGUGGCAUCCUUACCGCCCGCUACCUCAAGGACGCGCUCGGCGUCUGGUGGUUCCGCGUUCACCGCGUCACCCAGUGGCUCGCUGUCCUCAUGACCUUUGCCGCCUUUGGCAUGGCCAUCUGGUUCACCCAGGAGGACUUUAAGGGCGAGAACAAGGCCCACAAGAUCAUCGGCCUUCUCAUCGUCAUCGUCACCUUCUUCGAGCCCAUCCUCGGCGAGCUGGCCAACCUCAUGUGGUCGCCCGACCGCAAGGGUACCCCCAUCUUCCCGGACAUCCUCCACUGGUGGUUCGGCCGCUUCCUCUCACUCUUUGCCAUGAUCAACGUCUACCUCGGCAUGAAGGCCAAAGAGUGGGGCGCCGCGCCAUACGUCAUCGUCUCGCUCGCCAUCGCUGGCUACUUUAUCGCCUUUAUCGUCCUCCAGUUCUUCGUGGGCGCCGUCCAUCACAACGCCUCCGACGAUGACGAUGACGGGACCGAGAUGAAGUAG